GGUUCCCAUAGACGUGGUUACUCACAUGAUGACAUGUAAACACAGGUUACUCAGGUUAAUCUGUAGAUAAUUAUGUGAACAGACACAUGCUGGGCAGAGGGUAUAAAAGCUGCAGCUGCAGAAACGGUGAGAUUCUGAAGGACAUUGACUCCACGGCUGAGCAGGUACGACACACACACAUACAACCUCCGAGGAGGUGAAAGCAGAGGUCAGAGGUCAUGAUCACCGAUCUGAAACGUGUUCACUGGUGUAACCACAGCUCUUAUCUGGACUAGGACAGAACCAGAUUAGUAGCACAGAGUGUGGUGGGGUUCAGGUGGGGAGGCAGUACCAAGGUGUUAGUACUUUACUGGGACAGGUUUACCUGCCUGUGUGCAAGUGAUUGCCUGUAAAUGAACAUGUCCAAAGAUGACUUGACUGACACCUCAGUUGCCACGGUGACCUUCAGCUGAUGAGGUUUCUGUGGAGAGUUGGACCUUUCCUCUGUUCUGUGUCUUUUCUCCACUUCCUCUGUUUUCUCCCUCGUUCUGCUCUUUUCAUCUCGUCUUUCUUCUUCACAAACCCCCCUCCCACCCUCUUUUCCUUCUCUGCUCUGUUUCUGUUGGGUUCAGUCUUUGCAUUAGAAUUCUCCUCUUUCAGGGCUGCGAGGGCACUGAGGUAGGCUCCAACUCUCUUCCUGUUUCUUUGGCCUUCAGCUUUGUGUGAACGUGCAGCAGACAGGAGGACGUGUCACAUGUUGCUGAUAUUGUCAUGUCUCAGUGAGGUCAGAGCUGCUUUGUGACAUCGUCACCUCUGUGAAACUUUCACCUGGAGCUGAUCUCAGUCCAGCAGUAACUUUGAGCCCGGCUACAGCUGGAUCUGGUUACAUUGACUUUGAGCCCGGCUACAGCUGGAUCUGAGUGCAGCUGGAUCUGGGUGCAGUGACUUUGAGCCCGGCUACAGCUGGAUCUGAGUGCAGCUGGAUCUGGGUGCAGUGACUUUGAGCCUGGCUACAGCUGGAUCUGGGUGCAGUGACUUUGAGCCCGGCUACAGCUGGAUCUGGUUACAGUGACUUUGAGCCCGGCUACAGCUGGAUCUGGGUGCAGUGACUUUGAGCCCGGCUACAGCUGGAUCUGGGUGCAGUGACUUUGAGCCCGGCUACAGCUGGAUGUGGUUACAGUGACUUUGAGCCCGGCUACAGCUGGAUCUGAGUGCAGCUGGAUCUGGUUACAGUGACUUUGAGCCCGGCUACAGCUGGAUCUGGGUGCAGUGACUUUGAGCCCGGCUACAGCUGGAUCUGGGUGCAGUGACUUUGAGCCCGGCUACAGCUGGAUCUGGGUGCAGUGACUUUGAGCCCUGUUGUUGUGUCAACAAGAGGGUUAGUGUCAAGAUUAGUGAAACUGUAAAAUAUCAGGAAAUGAGGCUUUAAACUCAGAACUGAACCGUGAAACAUCUGUGUGCAUGAAUUCUGUGUUACAAAACAAAUAAUUGUGUCCGGAGAUGGUUUCCUCCUUGACUGAGAAGGUUGUGGUUCGUUAGGACAGAAUCAGUACUUUCCCAUCGUUAACCUAACCAGCUUACGGUCAUUAAACAGAUUCUGUGUUUAAUAUUUUACUCUUGCAUUGUGGGUCGUCCUGUUAGACCUAAACUUUAACCUGUGUGAUGUCAUCAUCCUGUAUUGCCAUAGCAACAGGAAGAGAAAAUGGUUUAGACAGAAACUUAAUGACACAUAUUCUAUAGUGCAUCCACUUCACAUUUGAUGUUUACUGACCUUUGGCCCUCAGGUUCUACUGCCUAAAGUCCACCUGCUGAACUCCUGACUCCUAAAUGAGCCAUGAGCCAUCACCAGAACCCUGCGGGUCCUGGUGUCGCCCUCAGUCAGUCUGUGAUCCUGUCUCCUCGUCCUCCACAUUCCCACAGUGAUGAGGAAGAGUUAGACCUAAACAAAGCCUUCGAGGUCCAGUGUUUCCAGCAGAUUCUUCAUCCUGCUGCUUCCAGUCCACCAGAGAAACGCAGAGUCUAUGAUGAGCAGGACUUUGAGGAGCAUCGUCAGUCUUCCCUCCACGUCCAUCAUCCUUUGUCCAAAUCCAGAAGAACCGAUGAGGGGUGGAGGGUGAACCCUAUAGAGGAAGACUCGGAGGAGAAGGCGAGUGAGGAAAAGCCCUGCAGUCAUGCUGAUGGAAAGGAGAGGCAGACCAACACCCCUUCCAGUGACCCGCUCAGCGACUCCACCUAUAAUGACGGCCACUCAGCUGGUUGCAUCAUGACGGGCGUUUCCAUAGACGACACUGAUGAGGCUGAGACACUGAUGUCCGUCGACCUGGAUGGCAUCAAGAGUCAUCGAUUAGACGACAUUCCAGCAGUCCGACGUCACCUGGUGAGGCGGAGCUCCAGAGGUCCGGUCGCAUACAUCACCAAGAAUCAAUUCAGCUGCCAAACACAGCUUCAGGGGGACCAACCAGACCGAACCCCUCAUGAGGUGUUCGUGGAGCUGAACGAGCUGGUGAUUGACAGGAACCAGGAGCCGCAGUGGAGAGAAACCGCUCGAUGGAUCAAGUUUGAGGAGGAGGUGGAGGAGGAGACGGAGCGCUGGGGGAGACCUCGUAUCGCCUCCCUCUCCUUCCGCUCACUGCUGGAGCUGAGAAAAACCAUGUCCCACGGGGCUGUGCUUCUGGACCUCAGGCAAAACACUCUGCCAGGAAUCGCCCAGCAGGUGGUGGAGCAGUUGGUGAUCUCGGAUCAGAUUAAAGCCAAAGACCGGGCCCAUGUUCUGAGAGCUCUGCUGCUCCGACACAGUCAUCCGAGUGAUGAGAAAGACCAUAGCUUGUUCAGCAGGAACAUUUCUGCAGCCAACUUGGCCACUGCCCUGACUGACGGCUACAGUCAAUCAGAGGCCUCCAAUCACACAACUAAUCACAGAGAGGCUGAUGGAGAACAGAGAGACGCUGCCGUCCUCUGUCACCCCAGAUCCAAACACGAAGUGAGGCUGAUGGAGAAGAUCCCAGAGAGCGCAGAGGCCACCGUUGUCCUCGUGGGCAGUGUGGGAUUCCUGGACCAGCCUUCAAUGGCCUUUGUGCGAUUGCAGGAGGCGGUUCUGCUGGAGUCUGUGCUGGAGGUUCCUGUCCCGGUGAGGUUCCUCUUCCUCCUGCUGGGCCCACCCACUGCCAGCAUUGACUACCACCAGAUUGGACGCUCCAUCUCCACCCUCAUGUCAGACAAGAACUUCCACAAUGCAGCCUAUCAUGCUGACGACCGCCAGGACUUGCUGACGGCCAUCAACCGCUUCCUGGACUGCAGCAUUGUCCUGCCUCCCUCAGAGGUGGGGGGCGAUGAGCUGCUGCACUCGCUCGCUCGCUUCCAACGAGAAAUGCUCCGAAAGAGGGAAGAAGAGCAAAGCGGAAAGGUCCAGGAGAAGACGAGCAGCACUGAGCAAGGCCAGGAUUGUCCGGGUCCAUCCAAAGCUGGUGAUGAGCCCCUGAGACGUUCUGGACGUCUGUUUGGGGGUCUGAUCAAAGACCUGACUCGACGCUAUCCUCAGUACCUCAGUGACAUCAGAGACGCUCUGAACCCUCAGUGCAUGGCCGCCAUCAUAUUCAUUUACUUUGCUGCGCUGUCGCCUGCGAUCACCUUCGGUGGACUUCUGGGUGAGAAGACCGAGGGGCUGAUCGGGGUGUCGGAGCUGAUUGUGGCCACAGCCGCGCAGGGCAUCGUGUUCAGCCUCCUGGGGGCUCAGCCGCUGCUGGUGAUCGGAUUCUCUGGACCACUGCUCGUCUUUGAAGAGGCUUUCUACACUUUCUGUAAGGACAACGGGGUGGAGUAUCUGACCGGACGGGUAUGGAUCGGCUUCUGGCUGCUGCUCAUUGUUCUCCUCACUGUGGCGUUUGAAGGAAGCAUCUUGGUUCGAUUUGUCUCCCGCUUCACUCAGGAGAUUUUUUCUUUCCUAAUAUCCCUUAUUUUUAUCUACGAGACCUUCUCCAAACUCAUCAAGAUCUUUCAAGAGCACCCCCUCCGAAAAUGUUACUAUGGAAACGAUACAGAGUCUCCAUCUCUGUGCAACUUCACCGCAGCAGUAAGGGAUUCUGGGAGGAUCGUUGGAGAGCCCAACACGGCCCUGCUGUCCUUUGUCCUAAUGGCAGGAACGUAUCUCAUUGCUUUCUACCUGCGCAAGUUCAAGAACAGCUCUUUCUUCCCUGGAAGGCUCCGCAGGCUCAUCGGGGACUUCGGCGUGCCCAUCGCCAUCCUCAUCAUGGUGCUGGUGGACUACAGCGUGGAGGACACCUACACCCAGAAGCUGAACGUGCCCAGUGGAUUCUCUGUGUCCAGUCCGGAGAAGCGCGGUUGGCUGAUUUCUCCUCUCGGGUCAGAUGGGCAGUUUCCUGUGUGGAUGAUGGGUGCCAGCGUCCUGCCAGCCGUUCUGGUCUUCAUCCUCAUCUUUAUGGAAUCCCAGAUCACAGCGCUCAUCGUCAGUAAGAAGGAGAGGAUGCUGGUGAAAGGAACUGGUUUCCACCUGGACCUGCUCCUCAUUGUGGUGGUGGGUGGAAUCUCAGCUCUGUUUGGUUUGCCCUGGCUGUCGGCUGCCACAGUUCGCUCUGUCACCCACACCAACGCUUUGACUGUCAUGAGCAAAGCCGUGGCCCCUGGAGACAAGCCACGGGUUCAGGAGGUGAAGGAGCAGAGGCUGACGGGCUUCCUGGUGGCUGUUCUCGUGGGUUUGUCGAUUGUGAUUGGAGAGGUUCUGCGCCAGAUCCCCCUGGCAGUGCUGUUUGGGAUCUUCCUCUACAUGGGCGUGAUGUCACUGAAUGGGAUCCAGCUCACCGAGAGGCUUGUCCUGCUGCUGAUGCCCCCAAAGUAUCACCCUGACCACAACUACGUGCGCAAGGUGCGGACGCUGAGGAUGCACCUCUAUACACUGGUCCAGCUAACCUGUCUGUCUCUCCUGUGGGUCGUCAUGGCGACAGCGGCGGCGCUAGCUUUCCCCUUUGUGCUGCUGUUGACUAUACCUGUGAGGAUGCUGCUGCUUCCUCGCCUAUUUACUGGGCGAGAGCUGCAGAGUCUGGAUGCUGAAGAUGCAGAGCCUCACCUGGAGGAGAAAGAGGCACAGGACGAGUACUCACAGCUGCAGAUGCCUGUUUGAGCUGAGCGGGAGUCAGGUCCCUUUGACCCUGAUCAUCAGAUGUUUCAGGUCAACGUUUAGUUUUAAAGAUCACACCCAAUGAAAAAUGUAAGCGAAGAGUGUUUGUCUCUGUCUCUGUGACCAUUAAAGGGCUUUUAACCCUUGAAGUGCUGUUUAUUUCACUUUUAACAUAACUUAGCAAACAAUGGAAAUGCAUGAUAUGUUCUCUCUGAACUCGGACUCUUUUUUUUCCCGGGUUGAGAUGUUUUUCCACAGACAUACGAUAAUUAUCGUAUUAAUACGAUAGUUUUGGGGUCUGUCCGAUCUACAAUAUUGUCGAGUCAAUACUAUACUAACUAUAUACAAUAGUUUUGACACUGCUGUUUGUGUUUUGAUUUAGUUUUGAUUGACACGCAGAAACUGUUUUCACUUGUAACUGAUUGGCUCCUCCAUCAAGUCUCUAGCUCUGAAAAUGAAUAAAAUAAUU
Messenger RNA from Betta splendens (Siamese fighting fish), 5579 nucleotides. RefSeq names its product solute carrier family 4 member 2a (gene slc4a2a). Gene Ontology annotation, biological process: transmembrane transport; bicarbonate transport; monoatomic anion transport. The record is from RefSeq and is a predicted model, not a curated record. The coding region runs from base 1814 to 5113 and encodes 1099 amino acids. Gene Ontology annotation, molecular function: solute:inorganic anion antiporter activity; monoatomic anion transmembrane transporter activity. Gene Ontology annotation, cellular component: apical plasma membrane; basolateral plasma membrane; plasma membrane. The transcript is spliced from 21 exons. Lineage: Eukaryota; Metazoa; Chordata; Actinopteri; Anabantiformes; Osphronemidae.